AUGUUAGCUCUGUAUGCUAUCACGAUAAUCUUCCUGAAACUGGUUGUGGCUUUUCCGUCGGCUAAACUGUGCUCACAUGAGUACCCAGACUGUCCAAAUGGAUGCAUACGACUUCUCGAUUCGGGCUACUACAUGGAACUGGUGAAGUUGCCAUUCGAGACGGCUCGAGUUGAAUAUUUGAAGAGGGAAACAACAUUGUGCGCUCCUGAUUCUGUGGAAGAAUGGGUCGAUGUGGUGGAACAUACAUCGCUCAACUUCAGGACCUGGGUUGGUCAGAAGAGAACUGAUGAACGUCCACCGCAGUGGCAAAGAAACACAGGAAGGGACAACAAAAAAAUAAAUCGGCUCGUUCCUCCUGCCAUACCAGAAGGCAACGGUUGGAAUCCGACACCACAGUGUUUGGCCCACCCUACAAUCGCUACGCCUACUUUUGGGAUUCUCCCGUCUGAGAUGGCUAAGCAGCUCUUCAACUGA
Molecule: messenger RNA, 474 nt
Organism: Cooperia oncophora
Lineage: Eukaryota; Metazoa; Nematoda; Chromadorea; Rhabditida; Trichostrongylidae
Source: the annotation of a GenBank genome assembly